CUUCACACAUGACGCCUUCUGCAUGAGCGAGUGCAGGAAGGAGAAGGAGGAGAGAGAGUAUUACUGCUACAGUGAGUUUGCGGUCAACGGGAUCGUUCACGACAUCGAUGUGGUGCGUAGAGGAAUACGCCUCAUCACGCUGAUGGUGAGCAGUGACGGCUUCUACAAGAUGAGUCGUCUCUACGUCACCCCCGACAGCUUUUUCUUCAAAGUUCGCCUUCUGGUCCUGGACACCUACAAGUGCAGCAAGCCCUGCCCUGACAUCAAGCUCGGGACCAGAUACAUUGUGAUGGGCCAGAUCUACCACCGGAGGCGUCACCUUCCCAGUGACCUCCUGAACCUACUCGGGGGUAAACUGAAGCCCGGAGACGGCCUCCUGCGAAGCAACAACUACGUCAAGAGGUUCAACAAGCGGAGGCACCAGAAAGCGCUGGAGGCCACCCGCUCCAGGUGUAGGUAA
Anoplopoma fimbria (sablefish) is the source of this 460-nucleotide messenger RNA. Its product is annotated as UPF0450 protein C17orf58 homolog. The transcript has 3 exons. The coding region runs from base 23 to 460 and encodes 145 amino acids. Lineage: Eukaryota; Metazoa; Chordata; Actinopteri; Perciformes; Anoplopomatidae. Gene Ontology annotation, molecular function: protein binding. The record is from RefSeq and is a predicted model, not a curated record.